Messenger RNA from Limulus polyphemus (Atlantic horseshoe crab), 6080 nucleotides. RefSeq names its product cytospin-A-like. Gene Ontology annotation, cellular component: microtubule organizing center; filamentous actin. The transcript is spliced from 17 exons. The record is from RefSeq and is a predicted model, not a curated record. Lineage: Eukaryota; Metazoa; Arthropoda; Merostomata; Xiphosura; Limulidae. Gene Ontology annotation, biological process: actin cytoskeleton organization. Bases 56 to 3325 code for a protein of 1089 amino acids. Gene Ontology annotation, molecular function: protein binding.
AAAUUAUAUUAAUAUACUGCAAAAUGGUAAUAGGUUUUUGUAUUUGAAGAAAUAAAUGAUCCCCCAUUGGAGAAAAGGGGAUUUACACAUUAUAAUGAAGAAUACCAGACAAUCAAGCACAAUGACAAAAGUAAAAACAGGGAUGAACUACACCUCUAAAGUGUCUGUCAUACCUUCUUCUACUGGAACUCAUACCACUAGCUGCCCAAAUGGAAGUUCAAGAUCUGUUGUGGAGAGAAGUGCAACAACAGGCUCAUUAUUAGGAAACCGUAAAACUUCCUCUACCCAAAAACUCAGCAACAAGACUCUUUCAGGCAUUCAGGAAAACUUGACAGUAUCUCACACUAAGAGGAAAACAUCUGUCCCAAUCAAGUCCUCCAGUCAGGCUGUUUUAGGAAAAGGAAGGACUGGUCCUGCCUCAGUUAAGACAGUUAAUAAAGAAAACAUCAUCCAAACCCCAAGUAUCAGUCUUCCAGAACACCGAAGUAGCAACAGAGGCAUUUCUCAGAGUAACAUGCACCGGGCAGUUAGCAAGGACAGCAUUGACUUCAGGGGAAAUAAAGAAUGUGAGAAGGAGAACCUAAGAGUAUCUCGAACACAGAGUAAUCAUCCUUAUUCUGAAGACAAGAUCAUUUUUCUAGAGAAGGAAAAGAGACGACUAGAACACGAGAUAUCAGAACUUGUCAAAAAUGCAGAGGGAAAAAAGGCUGAAAUAGCGACACUAAAGAUGGAGAAUAAACGACUUAAGGAAGAACAUGGGGAUUAUGACACUCAGCAUCUUUGCCAAGAGGUGGAAGCACUUCAAACAGAAAAUAGAUCUUUAAAGGAACGACUUGUGGAGAUGGGAGCACCUCUUGAUCAAGUGACUUUGUCUGAUAGUGAGAAGGAACAACUGCUCUUGAGAAGAUCAGUCUCUGGAUCACUUGCCAGUCUGGAAGUUGAGUACUUAAAGAAGGAAACCAACACAACAUGUCCAGUUCCAGGAACUUCUGGACAAGACCCUGGAAAGCCUAGAAGAGUGAAUAGUCCUGACCAAGAAUCAGAACCAGGAGAGGCAUGUGGUGUUACACUUCCUGUUGGACGUCCUUUGGCUGAGUGGGAUAAAAUGAGCUGUAGCAGUGUCAGUGAGAUGUCAUUGUCUUGCUUACAAGAUCGCAUCAUGCAGAUGGAAGAAACACAAUACAGCACCAGUGAAGAGUUACAAGCAACCCUGCAAGAGCUAGCUGAUCUUCAGGACCAAGUUUCAGAGCUUCAUCUAGAAAAUGAACAAUUGAGAAAUGAAAAAGCUGUCUUACUUGAGUCGUUGUGUUCCCAGACUGAAAAGCUAGAGGAGUGUCGAGAGCAAAUUGAACACUUAAAGCACUUGCUUUUUGAGCAAUAUGAAGAUGGUACUGAAAGAACACAGAAAGCAUCAGAUAAAGAACGGCACAUGGUGGAAAUACUUAAGAACAGCCAAGCUCAGCAGGAAAUACUGAUUCUGAAGAAAGAUGAAUUGACAACAGCUCUGCAAGCAGCCAAAGAGGAAGCACAGGAGCACCAGAAAGAGCAAGAAGUUCUUCAUGAUCGAAUGUGGCUGCUUAGUUCGACAGUCGAGAGUGUGAAGGCUGACAAACAGCUUCUAGACACACAACUUGCAGAAAGUUUAGAGCAACUUUCAGCAAAAAAUAUAGAAAUAAAUCAACUUAAAUUACAGUUAGAGAGUGAGCAACAAAAGGUGCAGGAGCUUCACCGUGAAAAAAAUGCAAAUGCCACUUCAGAACUAGAUGCUUUGCUUAAGGAAGCAAGGAAAGACAAAGAAAGAGUAGAAGAAAAAGCAAUGAAGCUACAGGAACAACUUGCACUGAAUCAGAGAGAAACUGAACAUUUCAAAGAACAGUUAAGUCAUUUACAAGAAGAAACAAUGGUGAUAAAGAACAAUGCAAAGAAGGAAGUAUCAGACCUAAAGUAUAAAAUAGAACAGCUAGAGGUUGAGAAGGUUGCAGCACAGAAGAGGUUAGAGUUCUUAGAUGAUGCACUUCAUCAGGCGGAACUAAAGUGUCAGCACUACCUCGAAGAUAAAAGAGAAUUGAGAGCAAAUGUCAGUGAACUGCAAAAAUCCCUGAGUGAAGUACAGAAUCAGUUCCAAGAUUUGAAAAAGAAUUUAGAUGAAACCAAGAAAAAAUAUAAUAUAGAAACAGAGGAGUGGAAGCAGUUCCAAGAUGAUCUUUUGACCACUGUAAGAGUUGCAAAUGACUUUAAAACAGAAGCUCAACAAGAAGUGGAAAGGCUAGAGUCAGAUAAUAAGCUGUUGAAGGAGAAGACAGAAUUUCUAGAAGCAGAACUGCAGAGAUUAAAAGUUAAACAAGAUAUACAUUCAUCACCACAACAGCAGAAAACAAACUCAAUAAGGAACAUAGCUAUCAAUAACAGCCUUUCUGGUUCUGAUGUAACUGUUGUUAGCUCUGUGGAACGAGACUUGGCAGCUGCACGCCGACAACUAGGUGCUGUUAAAUGGCAAGAUUACCGCAGUAGCCCCCAGCUUUCUGUUCGCACUCUCAUUGAGUCUAUUGAGAAUGCUGCCAAACAAGCUAAAGGACCAGGGAGUAGUCGAAGUUCAUCCACUAGUAGUCUUAACAGUAUUGCUUCUGAUAGCAGACUACCACCUAAUUCUCUUGUGUUUGGAAACACCAGUGAAAUUUUUGUUAAACCUCCACUUAGAUCAGUGGCAUCUGAUGCAACACUUCUUUGUGACAAUAAAACUAAUGGUCAUACUAGGAGAUUGCAGAGGAGUUCCUUUUCAGAUGGUACUCCAGUUAUUAAACCUUCUGGUUCCCCUAUAAUAUUCACAGAUUCUGCAACAAAUGUCUCAGCCAAAGGAUUGGGAGAUGUAGAAGCUUCAAAACCUGCUGCAAACCAUCCAGUCUCUAUCCUGGCUAGCAAACUAGAGCCAAUACGAAGGAACAGCAGUUACAGUGAUUUGGUGGAGAAAAAAGACCCACUAUCAGCUCUAGUAAAGGGUGGAGGUUCGAAAAGAAAUGCUCUUCUUAAGUGGUGCCAGAACAAGACCAUGGGAUACAAAGGAAUUGAUAUCACCAAUUUUAGUAGUAGCUGGAAUGAUGGUCUUGCUUUUUGUGCCCUUCUUCAUACAUAUUUACCUGAUGUUAUACCAUACAAUGAACUAGACAACAAAGACAAGAAGAGAAACUUUACAAUAGCUUUCAAAGCAGCAGAGGCUGUGGGAAUCCCAACUACCUUAAACACUAAUGAACUAAUCUCACUUGAAAGACCAGAUUGGCAGUCCAUUAUGACUUAUGUUACAUCUUUGUACAAACAUUUUGAGACUUAAAAACCUGCUUCACGUCUAUAGCAGCUGGAGGAUGAAUGCUUCUCAAACUUCCCUGCCAUCUGACAGUGAGCAAUUGUACUAUGAGCAUGGAGCAAUAAAUCUUUAGAGACUGUGAUUCUUAGGACACAGAAUGUCUGAGGAAUUAUACUUCUUAAGAUUUAAAAUGUCAUUACUUUUAUUUCAGUAGGAUUUUCAAUGUUAUUGGUGAGUCUUUGGUGAUUGUGUUAGAAAUAUUUAGGCACAUAUUAAUUAUCCAUGAUAGUCUCCUGAAGUGAAUUGUGAACCUUAGAAAGCUUAAAGGUCAUAGCUAAAGUACAGCUGCAAGAUUUAUGAGAAAUUGGUUGUUGAAUGCUUCUGUACAUUGAAAGUAUGAAAUCUACUUGAGGAAGAAAUGACCAAAUUCAAAUAUAACAAUGUAAAUAAAGUAGGAUAAUAUGAAAAGUUAAUUUUAUACAUUUGGUUUAAGUGGUCAGUAUAAAUUUUUGAUGUGGAACAUGUUUCCGGUAAUAACAGUAUAUGCAGUCAGUGCAAACCUGAGUGUGAAAACUUAGCUGAUAUAAGUAGUCAUUACAGGCUGAAAGUGGAACAUAUUCCCAUUAAUAACAAUAUACACAAUCAAUGAAAAAGUGAGAGUGAAAUUUUAGCUUCUAUAAGUGGUCAUUAAUAAACUCUCGGAAUAGAACAUAUUUAUACUAAUAACAUCAUAUGUAGUCACUGCGAACCUGAGUGUGAAAAUGUAGUUGAUAUAUAAGUGGUCAGUAUAUACUCUGGAAGUGAAAAUAUUUCCAGAGAUGACAACAUACUACACAGCCAGGUGAACCUGAAUGUGUAAAUAUAGCUGAUAUGAAUGGUCAGUAUAAACUCUGGGAGUGGAAAAUAUUUCCAGUAAUGACAAAAUACACAGUCACUGUGAACCUGUGAAAACAUAGCUUAUAUAAAUGGUCAGUAUAGAUUGGAAUUGAAACAUAUUUCCAGGAAUGACAAUAAACUACACAGCCAGUGUGAACUUGAGUGUGAAAAAAUACGUGAUAUAAGUGAUCAGUUUAAACUGACAUUAUUAAAGACACUGUCCAGAGGUAACAUGUCUGCCAAUACUGCUGAUAGGGUUGCCUCAAAGUGUUGAAUAAACAGGACAGUUGACUCCUCAGAUUAAAACUCCCUAGUCUUCAACAAACCAACUGUGUGCUAUCCCUGUUGCUUUAGAUUAUUAAUUCUUCACAAGAGUUGAUUGUUCAGUGAAGAUAUUGCCUUGUGAUAUUAAACAGAGCCAUAUUGCAAUUUGAUCUGCUUGGUAAAUAUGUACUAAACUUUAUUUUUGUUGGAUAAUGUACUAGGUUAUGUUUAAGAUAAUAAAUACUUUAAUGUGGGUUAAGCCUAAAAAUUUUUAUGAGGAGUUGUUAUUGUCAGUUAGCUUCUUAUGUACAGUUAUAGGACCAGAAACAUAUAUUUAUGGGAAACUGGGCAUCCAAAGAAUAUUUUCAGAAAAUAUAAAUCUCAUUCUGACACAUUUUGGGUUUCAGUAAUGAGCUAAAAUAAGUUAUUUGGUAUUUCAUUUUGUUUGUGUGUGUUAUAUAUAUUUUGUACUUAGAAAUAAGGUAAUAAUAGCUGAUAUAUUAAACUUAGUUUUUUUUACAAUUAUUACUAUGAGAUAAUCAAUCUUCAUUAGUAUUUAUUAGUUUACUUACAGAAAGAGAAUGUUUAGUAUUCUAGUGCUUUGUGUAUUGUCAUUUGAAUUUCUCAAGAAAAUGACUUUAGUUAUAAUACUCAGAUAUUCAAAUUUCCAAGUAAACUAAUUGAAUCUUUACAUUUUAGGAUUUCUUCUAAUAAAUAAGUUUUUAUUAUAACCUUAUUAAUACUGUAAUCUCAGUGUGAGUUUUCAAGUGAACGUACUUGAAUUUAAGUGUUAAUUUAUUGUUCUUUUGAUGAAAAUUGUACUUCAAAUCCUAAUCAGCUCACAUUUUUAACUCAAUCUACAGCUUGAUGAAAGAUUGUCACUUAUAUUUUAUUUGAGGCAGACAUAAUAAUAAUGCUAUUGGUGUGAAAAAAUGUCACUAGGGCAAGAAACAUUGAAUAAAACUACUGUUUAUCAGCAUUUGUAUAUUGUAUACACAACCUUACAGAAACAGUAGCUUCGGAUACGGUACUUACCUCCUAUCACAAGAUUAGAUAUUCUCGUUUGGUGCUGCCCUUUAUAUGCGAACUUUUUCUUUAUGCAUACCACAAGCCUUCUGCUCCCCCCUAUUGGAAUUGUAAUUUUCCAACAUGUCUCUCAUGCAAAUCAUCAUGCGUCACGUCCUCACCAAUAGAAGCAUGACAUGCUCACAUGAUGCAUGUGACUCCCUCUACACUCUUCUACCGAACUGUCACUUCUGGUUUGGCAGCACUUGUGUUCAAAUGUGCUCUUUUGUUUGUUUAAUGCUUCACGUUUGACUUUGUUUCCUCAUGAAGUGGUUGUUUUACAAGUUAAUUUGCUUUCAUUCAUCCUGUUUCUCCUAUUCGUAUUCAUCAGUUAAUUCUAGUCACCUUAUUUUCUGCACUCGAAUUUGCUGAACUUUCCUGUGCUGAAUUCCGAAGUUAAUGUUACCACUUUGGGGGUUGCACCAGGGACCAGAGUUUUUCUCAGACCUCAGAUGUGGGCAACCUGAUGGUGGAUUUACUUGCUUUUAACUGCCAGUGGAUCGAAAGUUACAUGGGACAAUCUUUGUCCUCGGACAUCGCCCAUGCUCCUCCAGAAUAGACUGAUCCUGUGCAAGCU